Messenger RNA from Lepisosteus oculatus (spotted gar), 798 nucleotides. RefSeq names its product PROP paired-like homeobox 1 (gene prop1). Gene Ontology annotation, molecular function: DNA-binding transcription factor activity, RNA polymerase II-specific; RNA polymerase II transcription regulatory region sequence-specific DNA binding. Gene Ontology annotation, biological process: regulation of transcription by RNA polymerase II. Lineage: Eukaryota; Metazoa; Chordata; Actinopteri; Semionotiformes; Lepisosteidae. The record is from RefSeq and is a predicted model, not a curated record.
AUGUCCAAGAAGGACGAAUACUCCGAGAGGUGUGAUUGGCUUGCGUGGUCCUGGAGAGCGGCGGUGAUGUCACGGUGCCCCAGAGUAAAAGGUGGCCGCAGGACAGGCCCGUUGAGAGCGCUGCAGUGGCACCCGGAGCCGAGCCAUGGCAGAGAGGGCGUCAGUGCCAGGGGCCAGCACGAGGAAGUCACUUUCAAAAAGGCCCAGGUCAGCAGCGCUGGGAUGCAGUUCUCCUCACACCAAUCGGGUCACUACCCGACUCCCGCUCGCAGGCGGCAUCGGACCACCUUCAGCCAGGAGCAGCUGGAACACCUGGAGGCGGCUUUCAAUAAGAACCAAUACCCGGACAUCUACUGUAGAGAGGACCUCGCCAGGGUGACGAAACUUAACGAGGCGCGCAUACAGGUGUGGUUUCAGAACAGGAGAGCGAAGCACCGGAAGCAGGAACGGGCGGCGCAGAAGCCACUGCCCGCGGUCAUCCCCGGCUGCAGCGGGUUUAUGGGGGGAGUGUGUGCAGUGAGCUCCGCGGGGCGGCAGUACCAGUACAGCCACACCAUCAGCCACAUCCCCCGCUUCUCUUCGGUCAUCCCCAGCAGUUACGUCCCCGCUCCGGCCGUCAGCCAAUUCUCCUGCGCCAGCAGCCACCCGCACCUAUCGUCAGGGCCGACCCCCCCGCUGCAGCACGAAGACUGGUACAGCCCGCUGCGUGCCAUCGGUGGACCGGCACCCAGCCUGCCCCCACCCAUGCUUUCCCUGGCCUCCAUGCCUGGACUGGAGCCCCCACCACACUGGAGCUAA